This is a messenger RNA of Paralichthys olivaceus (Japanese flounder), 1362 nucleotides long. NCBI's taxonomy places the organism in Eukaryota, Metazoa, Chordata, Actinopteri, Pleuronectiformes, Paralichthyidae. The record is from RefSeq and is a predicted model, not a curated record.
CCUGACGGUCUCACUCGCAGGGGCGACAUCAACCUGCUGAUGCUGGGAGAUCCGGGUACGGCCAAGUCCCAGCUGCUCAAGUUCGUGGAGAGAUGUUCACCUAUCGGGGUGUAUACCUCAGGUAAGGGCAGCAGUGCGGCGGGUCUGACCGCCUCCGUGCUCAGGGACCCCCACACUCGAGGAUUCAUCAUGGAGGGCGGAGCCAUGGUGCUGGCUGACGGCGGAGUUGUGUGCAUCGAUGAGUUCGACAAGAUGAGAGAAGAUGACAGAGUGGCCAUCCACGAAGCCAUGGAGCAGCAGACCAUCUCCAUCGCCAAGGCCGGCAUCACCACCACCCUGAACUCUCGCUGCUCGGUCCUGGCUGCAGCCAACUCGGUGUUCGGCCGCUGGGACGACACGAAGGGCGAGGACAACAUCGACUUCAUGCCCACCAUCCUGUCCCGUUUCGACAUGAUCUUCAUCAUCAAAGACCACCACGACCAGCAGAGGGACAUGACUCUGGCCCGUCACGUGAUGAACGUUCACCUCAGUGCUCAGACGCAGACGGAGGGUGUUGAGGGAGAGAUCCCACUCGCCACCUAUAAGAAAUACAUCGCCUAUGCCAGAGUUAAAUGUGGCCCUCGACUCUCCACGGCCGCUGCCGAGAAGCUGAAGAACAGAUACGUGGUGAUGAGGAGCGGAGCGAGGGAGCACGAGAGAGAGAGCGACAAAAGACCCUCCAUCCCCAUCACUGUCAGGCAGCUGGAGGCCGUCGUGCGUAUCGCAGAGUCUCUGGCGAAGAUGAAGCUGCAGGCUGUGGCUGGAGAGGCGGAGGUGGACGAGGCCCUCAGACUCUUCCAGGUCUCCACACUGGACGCUGCGCUGUCCGGCAGCCUGUCAGGUGUGGAGGGCUUCACUUCUCAGGAGGACCAGGAAAUGAUCUCCCGCAUCGAGAAGCAGCUGAAGAGACGCUUCGCCAUCGGCUCCCAGGUGUCGGAGCACAGCAUCGUCCAGGACUUCACCAAACAGAAAUAUCCGGAGCACGCCAUCUACAAAGUCCUGCACCUGAUGCUGAGGAGGGGAGAGAUGCAGCACCGCAUGCAGAGGAAGGUUCUCUACAGAGUCAAGUAGAGCGGCCUGCUGCUCCGGUCCACGUCCCACCUGUUGUAUAUAGUUCUCAUCUCUGUGUUUACCGUCAGUGUCUGAUCUCAGUCAAGGUGAAAGCUCUUCCUGUAUUUUUCUUCUGACUGAUUCAGUGAAAUUGUUAUAAAGACAGUUCUUACUGUUAAAAUGUUGAUGAUGUUUUGUGUAAACGCAAAGAUUGAGGUGUCUGCAUUGUUUGUAAAAAAAAAUCCCCAAAUAAUAAAGUAUUUGAAACGUUAA